Trichobilharzia regenti is the source of this 2368-nucleotide messenger RNA. Lineage: Eukaryota; Metazoa; Platyhelminthes; Trematoda; Strigeidida; Schistosomatidae. The record is from the annotation of a GenBank genome assembly.
AGGGUAGACAUUCAGGGGUUUAACUCUACUUAAGCAACAGUUAUUAUCAUCUACAGCAUCAGCAUAAGGAGAACAUCCUGGAUGCAGAGCCUAGGGAACUAUCAACUUAAGCGUUAAGCAUUGAACGUUUUAGGUCGCUAACAUUUGUGGUCACUUCAAAUUAUGUUUGAUUACCUGUGUUUGACGCUCUUUCUCUUCGUUGGGAUAUGCAGUGGCCUAGAAGUUCGCUGUACGAGUAACGGGACUGUUGAAACCUAUGUGUCAACGGUAAAACUGGAAGGUCUGUCCUACAGCAAGCGUGCAGUGAACUUCUCAGUCCCUGUAUCAGUUAAAUAUGAAAUUAAAAACGUUAAUGAUCCAUCAGUUUUAACGCUUUCUUGGGAGCGUGAUGGCAAUGAAAUAUCAGUCAACCGAAGGAAGACAAAUGAUAAGCCCACUAUUUCCAGUGAUUAUACCACAGAAGUAUUCUCAGAAAGCACGCAUACUUUGGAAUUAACUCUGCACUUAAAUCCUAAAGAUCCUGUUCCGGGAAAUUAUACUGUUAGUGCAACUGAGGGUGACGCAACAUCUUCUGCAUCAGGUUUCGUUUAUAGUGCACCUGUCCUUCCUUUGUUCACAAAACCAAAACGUGUCCUGGAAGGGGAUAUCAUUCGUAUCAUAUGCUCUGUGAGCAGUUAUCCAAAGGCAUCAUCAGUACUGUGGAGUUUUGCUCCGAUACCGACUAGUCAAAUGGACGAUGACAAUGCACUGACAUCAGCAUUAGACAGCUUAGAGACAUUAGUAAUCAAUGAAACUAAUUAUGUGCUAGAGACAAGUAGUGAAACUGGCACGCCAAAUGAUACUCUACGAUUCCUUAAUUUGAAAAACAGUGACAAUGGCCUGUAUGCGUGUAAUGUGACAACUGAAUUGGGUACAGAUUUCGUCUUGUCGAUUGUCAAUGUUAAAGAUCGUUGGGCAGCUCUUUGGCCAUUCAUAGGAAUUGUUGUUGAAGUUUCUAUUCUAGUUAUUGCUAUCCUGCUAUAUGAACGUCAUCAAAUGCGUUCAAAGCCGACAAAUGUGUCAGCGAAAUGUGAUACUUCAAGCGCUGGAGCUGGUGUUAUUGGUCAAGAGAAUAUAUCAGCAGCUGUUAAUAAUAAUAACAACAGCAACAAAGCUAAUAGUACAGGACAAAAUAAUCUUACAGUCCCAGUGCAUAUUGGUGAUAUAACGGGUGGCGGCGGUGCUGGUGAAGUGAAUGAUGGAAAUGCGGAUGGAAGAGAUCAAAAGGCCGAUGAGAUUCGUUUACGCGCCAACGUGAAACAGUAAAUUUGAAAAAUACACAAACACGCGCCCACACAGAGAGUGGGUGGGUGUGUGUGUAUAUGUGUGAUGAUAACACAACAUUUAUAUUUCUAAAUCAUGCGCAAUCAUUUUUCUUUGUCUGGUUCAAUAAAACACAAACAAAAAAGGACAAAAUGUUCUCAUAUGUGUGUUCAGUAGAGUCUUAAUUUCAUUCUUCGUAUCUAUCAUCCAUACAUCACACAUACAUACAUACCAAUGCCUAAGUCCAGUCAUUAUUGAGAAUUUAUCAAUAGCUUAGCUAACAGAAUUUCAAAUUCUUUUGAUUAUGUAAAUUAGUCUUCUGUGUCUCUGUGCGUGUGUAUAUCGUCUGAUGAUGAUGAUGACGAUGAUCUCUGGAAUCUCAUUUUAUCAUUCAGCUUGUUUCUUUUUGAAGUCUCUCUCUCUCUCCCUCUUUGUCUGAUCUGAUGUUGUCUCAUUCUCUUGGUGCAUACCUACGCUCAUUCAAAAAAGCCUUUGACCUAUAUUAGUCUUUGUGCUAUAUUGUAUUUCUUGUCAAAUGUAUUCAUGCUUACACACAUGCACACAUACACAUUUUGCAUGCAUACAAUCAUUCGUCUUAUCUUUACAAAAAUCAGCCCCUUUUUAAUUUCGUUGUCACACCACAUUCUGUCCUUCUGGUGCAGUUUUGAUUUCUUUUUUUCUGUUUUUGAUUUUGAAAAUCAAUAGAGUUUCGUGUUGUUGUUUUUUGUUGUUGAGUACAUUCAAAUCGUUUUGCUUUUGUUUUGUUUUAAACCUCGAUCUUUGUGUGUGUGUGUGUGAGUAUGCUUUGUUGUAUUGAGUGUGUGCUUGUGUGUAUGUAUCACAGUGAUUAUACUGAAUGUGGAAGUCAAAGGGAAGACGGGGAUGGGGUGGAGUGAUGUGCAGUUUGUUGGUGCAUGCGUGGGUGGGAGUGGGUGUAGGCUGAGGAGAUGAUCUCCUGUUAUUAUUCACAUUUUGUUUGUUCAUAAUGUCUUGGUGUGUGUGUGUGUUUUACUGUGUAGCAUAUGCCUUGUUGCUUCAAAUAUAGAGUAGUUCAUUGUUUUGUUCA